Corylus avellana is the source of this 1281-nucleotide messenger RNA. The record is from RefSeq and is a predicted model, not a curated record. Lineage: Eukaryota; Viridiplantae; Streptophyta; Magnoliopsida; Fagales; Betulaceae.
AUGCCCAUUGGUAUGUCACCUUAUCGGUUGGUGUUUGGGAAACCAUGUCACCUUCUAGUUGAGUUAGAACACAAGGCUUAUUGGGCUAUUAAGAGUUUCAACAAGAAGAUGGAUGAAAGUGGAGAACAUAGGAAGUUGCAACUACAAGAAUUAGAGGAAAUUCGCAAUGAUGCCUAUGAGAGUGCAAGGAUUUACAAGGAAAAGACGAAGGCUUUUCAUGACAAAAUGAUCUCUAGGAAGGAGUUUAAAGUUGGUUAUAAAGUCCUUAUAUACCAUUCACGGCUUGGUUUGUUUCCAGUUGAAAUUCAAAGUUUAGCAACUUCCAAAGUGUUCAAGGUGAAUGUCCAUAGACUUAAGACUUUCUAUGAAGGUUUCCAACAACAAGGAUUAGCAUUUUGUGGCCAUGAUGAAUCUAAAGACUCAAGUAAUCAAGGAAAUUUCUGUGAAUUGUUGCAGUUUCUUGCGAAACAUAAUGAAGAAAUUGACAAGGUUGUCUUAGAAAAUGCUCUUGAAAAUCAUCAAAUGACCGCCCUAGACAUUCAAAAAGAAAUAGCAAAUGUUGCAGCAAAUGAAACUCUAAAUGCUAUUCUAAAAGAUCUUGGAGACUCGUCAUUUGUUAUCUUAGUUGAUGAAUCUUGUGAUAUAUCUGUCAAAGAACAAUUGGCAAUAGUUUUGCAUUAUGUUGAUAAGUGGGAGCAUGUGAUUGAAUGUUUUUUAGGCAUUACAUAUGUUAGCAAUACUAUAGCUGUAGUAUUGAAGAUGACAAUUGAGUCAGUACUUAGCAAGCAUCAUUUAAGUAUUAGCAGAUUGCGAGGACAAGGAUACGAUGGAGCUAGCAAUAUGCGAACAUCAUGCAAACGUCGUGAUGCACUUCGUGAAAAACGAAUUGCUGAAGUUGUGGAAGCACUACGAAAUAAUGAAAUUUCUACUGGUCGUGGCUUGAAUCAAGAAAUUAAUCUAAAGAGACCUAGAGAAACGCGUUGGAGUUCUCAUUAUGGUGCAAUUAUUAAUCGUAUUCUUAUGUUUUCUUCUGUCUUUGAAGCGAUUAAAGAUAUUGUGGAAGAUGGUUUAUAUUCUGAACAGAGAAUAGAAGCAAAUAUACUAAUUCAAUCGUUCCAGACUUUUGAAUUUGCUUUCAAUUUACAUUUGAUGAAAAGUGUUUUAGGAAUUACAAAUGAGUUAUCUCAAGCAUUACAAAGAAAAGAUCAAGAUAUUCUGAAUGCGAUGAAGUUGGUUAAAGUUUCAAAGCAGCGUUUACAGGCUAUGAGAGAAGAUGUGUGA